UAAAAAUUACACACAAUAUGUGUAAUUACACAUGAAGUGGCAACACUGGUCAAGAUACAGAUUUUGAAGAAAUAGAUAGAAGUGCUGCUAUACAAAAGCGUAGAGAAAGACCUAGGUCAAUAAAAACAUGUAAGCCUGGGAGACCAAAUGAGCAGUUCAACAGCCUUAACUUGAUGACUAAAAAAGAAAUAAAAAUUCCUCAAAAUGUACAUGAAGCAGUGAAUUGAAGGCAUGCGGAAAAGUUGAUAAAAACAAUGGAGAGAGAAUAUAAUUUACUUAUUGAAAAUAAUACUUGGUCCGUGGUCCAGCUACCAGCAAAUCAAAAGGCUUUUUCAUUGAUUUUUUCGUUGACGAAAGAUAAAAAUGAUAGGGUGAAAAGAUUUAAAUCGAGGAUUGUAGCAAAAGGCUGCAGGCAAAAGUAUGGCAUCAAUUAUGAAGAGACGUUUUCCCCGGUAAUACGAUACGCAAAUUUUAGAUUGCUGUUCGCAAUUGCUGUUGAACAUGAACUUCAUAUGCAUUAAAUGGACGUUACAACUGCCAAUUUUCACGAUAAUGUAUGUAUGAAAAUUCCUGAACAUUUUGAAAUAAUGCUGUACCCAAACUCAAUAAAUCUUUGUACGGACUAAAACAGUCUAGUUGUAAAUGGAAUUUCAAAUUAGAUAAUGUUUUGAAAGGAUUUGAUGCCUCCAAGUGAACCCUGUCAUAACCAUAAGCUCAAUUUUAUUGCCGUAUGUAUUGACGACAUUAUCGUAGCAAGUUCGGACAAAAGUAGCAAAUAUCAACUAUAUCGUCAACAAGUUCAGUUUCCACUAAGGCUUUGGCUGAAAAAUUUCUCUAGCAAAAACUACCGGGCUCACUCGCCAAAAUUAAUAAAAAAGAAAUGAGUGAAAUUGACAAAAACAUUUAUGAAGUCCAAUUGAAUGUAAACAUUAUAUCAUCUUCACAAAAAAAUAAUUUAUACCAGUAUUUAAAGAGAAACCCAUCUUCCAUUGAAAAUAAAAAAUCAACAACAGAUAAGAAAGAACUAACUUCAAAUCAAUCAUCUUCAAUUAAGUCUGUAAACACCGAUGCAAGUUGUUCUUUAGGACCUGGCGAUCAUAUUCAACAGCAUUCCAAAGCGCCAACGUUACCCAUACAUUCUCCACACUCACCACUGCUAUGUGACGAGUCGGCCAAUUAUCAUUUAAAAAAGACAAAAUUGUCUGCCAGGUAUAUUAAUAAUACAAGUUUUAAUGCAACAAACGAUAAUUCCAUGCUUGGUACUGAAACAUCAUCCAAACUAAUAUGUUAUUGUGAAAAAGGAGGAGAGGAAUCUUUAGAGUGUUCGAAUAAAAAAAUGUCAGUAGAUUUUGGUGUAGCAAAACGUUUAGUUCCUACACGCAAUGCAGCCACAAGUCCACAUUUGGACAUACGGAAACUGGGUAGUAUGACUACGGUUACACCCUCCCCCUCUUUAACAAACGACCUGUGUUGUAAGUUGACAGAUUGUAGAAAAAAUCAAUCAAAAAUCCAUAACGCUACAAAAAUAGUUGACGAGCGAAAUAACAAAAAAGUAUUACAUAAACUCAACUCUAUUGGUGAAUCGAAAGAUAUAAAACUUCUUCGAACCACACGUUCACUGUCACCAAGACCACCUAUACGGCAUCAACAUGCCAUACUAGUAUCAGAAACUAGAAACGAUGAUAUGCAAUAUUCUCGAUUAUCUUCAAUUAACGCUCGUACCAAUAAACAACAAAUCAGCAAAGUUUGUCGAUCUGAACAGUCUUCUCCCAAUGUAAUAGAUGGUACAGAAAUACAAUUUUCAUACAAUGAAUCAGCAAAUCGUAGUACAGGUUGCUUGGGUAAUGUAUAUUCUGACCCUUGGUUAAAAAUAACUAGUGCCGAUAAUAUGUCAUCUUCUAAUUUGUCUGCAAAUACAGAGAAACGAUUUAAUCCCGCUAGCAUAGUCCUUAAAAGCAAUGAUGAUCCUUGGGUUAAAAGGGCAGAUAUAGAAUCCCUCCCUAAAUCUUCUAGAUAUGAGUUGUUUCGUCAAAGCAAGUCAUUUUCGGUCUCUAAAUUUGAUGUAGAUCCAUAUUUAUGGAAUAGUACUAAAUCUCCUUGUCACUUAAAUGAUGGAAAAAAUGGAACUUCUGUAAUUAACGUCAAAACAAAGUUGCGAUCAGCUCCGUCUUCUCCUCACUUCUUAACAGCGCCAUUAAAUAUGUUCACAUCGUCUACAUAUCCAACUAACCCAAGUUUUAACGAAAAAACUCCCACACGAUCGUCUAGUUUUUCACCUGCAAGAAUUAAGGACAACAAUAAUCCUUUCACGGAUUAUACUUUACACCGAUCUAACUCACCUCCGCCCUCAAUAUCAGUUGCUGCCGAAAUUAUUGAUGAGCAAAACAAAAGUAAAUCAAAAUUAAAUAUUCGGUCUACGAAUUACGAAUUUUUGAACGUGUGUAAUCCACUACUUUUAAAUGCUAGACACAGUUUCUCCUCCGUUUCUGAGAAACAACAGGGAGAAGAAUUGCAACUUAAUAUACGACGUCUAUCUGAUCAAAUGCAUCGUGCUCACACAACUCUUACCAAUUCCAUUAAAACAUUUUCAAGUGAUUGCUAUGUUAGAGAAAAUCGAAAAGAUGAAAAUAAAGCAUUAUGUUUUGCAAAUGACACAAAGGAGCCAAACAUUGGAGAAGGAGCUGCAAUGAACAGGGCUGACUUCUCGGACUAUUUGGAGCAAUUUAGAUGCAGUGAAGCCAAAAAAGCAGCUGUUAAUAAGGAAAGAUCAUGUUUGUGGAGGGAAAAAAAUAAACUUACAAAAUCACAAAUUAAUCAACCGAUCGCCAUUAAUAAAACUCAACAAUCAUCAGAUUGUCUUUUGGAGACUACAUGUUGAUUUCUGCAACAAUCUAUUCUAUUAACUAAUUAUUUCUCAUGAUAUGGCAUCAAUGUAAUAUGCAAUCAUACAUGUAUUUUACGAAAAAAUAUUGGUAAAAAACUAAUAAAAACAUUCAUAAAAUAAAUACUCCAUUAAAAUAUA
This is a messenger RNA of Lucilia cuprina (Australian sheep blowfly), 3022 nucleotides long. Its product is annotated as alpha/beta hydrolase domain-containing protein 17B. Bases 881 to 2878 code for a protein of 665 amino acids. Gene Ontology annotation, biological process: protein depalmitoylation. NCBI's taxonomy places the organism in Eukaryota, Metazoa, Arthropoda, Insecta, Diptera, Calliphoridae. Gene Ontology annotation, molecular function: palmitoyl-(protein) hydrolase activity. The transcript is spliced from 2 exons. Gene Ontology annotation, cellular component: endosome membrane; plasma membrane. The record is from RefSeq and is a predicted model, not a curated record.